Eupeodes corollae is the source of this 3041-nucleotide messenger RNA. RefSeq names its product protein tamozhennic (gene tamo). The coding region runs from base 492 to 3020 and encodes 842 amino acids. Gene Ontology annotation, cellular component: cytoplasm. The record is from RefSeq and is a predicted model, not a curated record. The transcript is spliced from 6 exons. Lineage: Eukaryota; Metazoa; Arthropoda; Insecta; Diptera; Syrphidae.
ACCAUUUUUUGACAGAGGCAGAAUUUUUCCUCAAUAACAAAGUGAAAACGAAAAGUACCUAUAUCGACGAGGUGUUGUAAUGAAGUUUCCUCAAAAUCAAAACUAAAUCGCGUGAAAAAUUCGUUAAAAUCCAAGAAAAGAAUUCGAUUCCUUCGCAUUAUAAAUCAAAGUGAAAGUCUCUGCAAGACAAAUUCUCUUCGAACACGAAUAAAAUAAAAUUAAAAUGUAAAAAAGGAACUUCAUCGAUCUUCCGGAGUCGUCGUCGUCGUUUUCGUCGUAGUCGUCGUCAUUUUCAUUUUAUCGGAUUUUCUCAUUUGCGAUUCUAUAAAUAAAAUCUGUGGAAACAGUGCAAAGAGCCAGCCUACAUUCUCGCAAAGAAUUGAGUGUUCUGUUGAGUUUAACUCAGGAAAAAACGAACAAAUUAACAACACCAAAGAGAAACACAAAAAAAGCUUACAAAAACGAAACGAUAAUAAUAAAAGAGAGUUAAAAUGUCUGAUUUUGUGCCACGUGAUAUUUUACCGGAUUUGUGGGAAGAAAUACUCCAAAGGCAUUGGACAUUUCUAGAGACUGAAGAAAGUAUGCAAAAACUAGAGGAACGAAAGAAAUUAGAAGCAUGUUUAAAAGAGUUCCUCUGUGUUGUGCCACAUGAUAGGAAAUUCUUCCUACCCGAAACAGCUCAUGUGUUAAAGAAGACUGUCAAAGAACUGGAUGAUUUUAAUGCUUUCAAGGCAAUGGUUGGAUUCGAGUCAAUAAGUCAGUAUGCUAAUAAUCUCUUCACAAAACCAUGGAGAAAAGAGUACAGAAUUAUAAAGAUGUAUUCCGGUUUUUAUCAACAUGAAAUUAAAUCAAAUCUAGUUGAUGCAGAAAAACUCUUUGAGGCAAUGGGCUACCGUCAGAUUUCAAAUCAGAUUCUGGUGUUGGAUGGACCGAUUUGUCCGGAUCAGGUCACAAAUGUAUCUCGAGACGCUAUGGCCGCGUAUGUUGAAUGCCAAAUAAUGAAACAAAUCAAAGCUGGACUGACCGCACUCCCACUUGUUUGUUCUUGGAUUGAUAUUUUUAAAUUUAGAGAAACUCAUUUAGGUGGCGCAUCUCAGGCAAUCAAAGCAAUAGCUUAUGCAGAACAAGAAAGGAGGUUUCGGGCAAAGAAACUUGCAGAAGCUCAAUUUACAUCUCAAGUAGCGCCUCCUCCUCCACCUGUCGGCCCUAAAGGUGCAUCCUCGUGCGAAAACUGUGCAGUUCAUGGAAACUAUCAUCAUCACUUGCAUCCCUCAGCUGGGCCUCCGAUUCAUCAAAUUCCGAAUGGAUGCAAUAUGCGUUCGCAGCCCAGCUAUAACCCUCCCUGCACUCUUCAUCACCCCACCAGCAAUAUGAUCCAUUGCAAACACCCAAACUACUCACAGAUGUCACACUCUAGAAGUCUAGAGCACUACAACGAACAUUCAGAUGGCCCUCCCUUGCCCCAUCGUCACUCCUUCGACCAACCCCCACAAUCCCACCAGCCUCAGCACCUCUAUGACAAUCCUUACGACUGUGUCGAAAGCUAUCAAAACGCUUGCAACUUCAAUGCAUACAACCACCCGUACAAUGUAUCAGGGAAUCGUUAUCCUCUACCUUACAAUAUAUCCAACCAAUUGAACAAUCACAAUCAGUACGCCUACACUAGCUCCGGAAACAUGUAUCAUCCUGUUGCGGGAUGUGGCCAUAAAAUCCCCCCACCAGCUAUCGAAUCUUCGGCAUAUGGAGAUUGCAAUGGGGGCUAUGCCAAAAUAACCCCCUGCAAUUACACUCCCCAUCAGUCAUCACGAAAUAGCGGUGGAGGCAAAGACUUUCAGAACUACAGGCAAAGAUCCUUUCCGCCAGAUCAUCAGCUAAUCGAUUUCGAGGAACGACCUGCGCCCCAUGAACUCCCCCACUCUCACUCCCGCUCUCAAAACAACAGUUUCGACUUGCACGACCGCACUACACAGAUCUACGAUAACAGGCGAAGUCGUUCUAGCAUGACGCAAUCAACUCUGCCCUCACAAAAGGACAUCUACAGCCGUAAUCACAACAAUCACAUAGAAAGCUCAGACGACUUGGAUGGUAACUAUGUGUAUGCCACGCCCAUACCUGUAAAACAUCGAAAGGUGACGACUGAAAAAUACUUGAAGAACUCGGAAAUCCUACAAGAGUACGAAAAGAUACUAGACAAUAAAAAGCCUCCAUUGGACGUUGUUGUUCAAACCAAUGGCGGAUCCCACACAUCUCAUGCACCCUUGGAUAACUUUGAGAGCUUCGAUGACUUUGUGAAUGUUGAAAACCCAAAAGGCAGCUUAAGCGACUCGACUGCUGCGACAAAAGCUCCCAAGGCCAAUAAAAACCAAGAUGGAGUUGGAUCAUUUGAGUCAUGGGACUACGUAUUUCAGAAUCUCGAAAAACACGGCUAUUCAAAGGAUCUCGGUGAAAGAGGCGAUCUACUGGUACAAAGCCUUGAUCUAGACUCCCUGAAUAUAUCGGCGGGAAGUCAUAUUGGAACGGAAAAGCGCCGCGUGAAUCGCAACCCCGAGGCGAAACCUCGCCCGUUAAACGGCGAAAAUGGAAAGUCUAAAACGCUCGAAAAGGCUGUCCCGGUUUCUUCACGGAAUAGAAAUGGCACCGAAAAGUCAAUACUGAAGGUACAACCCAAGCCCGUCGAGAAUGGUCAAGUGUUGCACUUAAAACCAAGUCUGAAAUCCAGCACCAAACACUUAAACAAUAAUUUCGAAGAAGAUAACAAUCAUCAUCAGCAACAACAGCAGCAAUCCUCAAACGAGCGAGUUGUGUCAAGUCGGUUAAGUAGCUCUUCAUCACGACCGCCUUCGAUCAUAGCAAAUAAUACGAUCAAUCCAAUUGCGACUCAAGUCAUUGUGACAAGUCCGAACGAAUGGAGCUGUAGAUUUUGUACGUUUUUGAAUCCUGACACCAAACGAGUUUGUGAGAUGUGUUCGAAGAGUAAAAAUUUGAUUUUGGAGUCGACUAAUACGCCGACUUGUGUUUAAUUAAAUUGAUCUUGAACUUUA